UUGUUUUCUCCUUAGCGGAGACCAGAAAAUAAUUUGAGGAAGCACCACCAUCGCCACCGGGAAUCGGAGCGAAGAGAUCCCCACCAAACCGAUUGAAUUCGAUAGCGAAGCAGCUCGAUCAGGAUCCCGCAAACGCAACGGUCCGGGACACAGGAGAUGUCGAGCUCGGCAAUGGUGGGAGCCGCGAGCACCUGGUCGCACGCGCUGGUUAAGAUCUCGCCCUACACCUUCGCGGCGAUCGGGAUCGCCGUCGCCAUCGGCGUCUCCGUCCUCGGCGCCGCCUGGGGGAUUUAUAUAACUGGGAGCAGUUUGAUUGGUGCUGCAAUCAAGGCUCCGAGAAUCACUUCGAAGAAUCUUAUCAGCGUAAUCUUUUGCGAAGCUGUUGCUAUUUAUGGUGUCAUCGUGGCAAUUAUACUACAGACGAAGUUAGAAAGUGUUCCAUUGGCUCAGUUAUAUGCUCCGGAGUCUCUUAGAGCCGGAUAUGCAAUCUUUGCUUCUGGGAUUAUAGUGGGCUUUGCAAACCUUGUCUGCGGGAUUUGCGUGGGAGUAAUUGGAAGCAGCUGCGCUCUGUCAGAUGCCCAGAACUCCUCGCUUUUUGUCAAGAUCCUAGUGAUAGAGAUCUUUGGCAGUGCACUGGGGUUAUUCGGGGUGAUUGUUGGAAUAAUCAUGUCGGCCCAAGCUACAUGGCCUUCAAAAACCGUGUAAAUUGUUGGUCUUGAGGAGCUCAAUUAAUCGAGAAUGGAGAUAUAGUUCCAUGCUCCUGCUGAACUCUGUAUCCUGAGUCUUGUUCCUUCUGGUUCAUUUGUAGAGUUGUAAACAAGUGUAUGUUGACUCUGUUCAGUCUCUUAUCGCGUCCAUUAUGAGGGAAAAGAGUAAAGGUGGAUCACUAGUAAGUAGAGAGUUUUUGCUUUACAUGUGACUAUUUACUGCUACAAACGGAAAGAUGGGUAAACGGGACAGACAUUUGUUUCUUGAGAA
Rhodamnia argentea is the source of this 978-nucleotide messenger RNA. Its product is annotated as V-type proton ATPase subunit c''1. NCBI's taxonomy places the organism in Eukaryota, Viridiplantae, Streptophyta, Magnoliopsida, Myrtales, Myrtaceae. Gene Ontology annotation, molecular function: proton-transporting ATPase activity, rotational mechanism. The record is from RefSeq and is a predicted model, not a curated record. Gene Ontology annotation, biological process: proton transmembrane transport. Gene Ontology annotation, cellular component: proton-transporting V-type ATPase, V0 domain. The transcript is spliced from 4 exons. Bases 157 to 705 code for a protein of 182 amino acids.